Molecule: messenger RNA, 1681 nt
Organism: Stylophora pistillata
Lineage: Eukaryota; Metazoa; Cnidaria; Anthozoa; Scleractinia; Pocilloporidae
Product: galanin receptor 2a
Biological process (GO): G protein-coupled receptor signaling pathway
Cellular component (GO): plasma membrane
Molecular function (GO): G protein-coupled receptor activity
Source: RefSeq, a predicted model, not a curated record
UUGAGAUACGGGAGGUAAAUUGUCCUUCAUUGUUCAUUGUUCCGAGUGAAUGAUUUUUUCCUCGAAGCAAGGCCUCAUCAUCAUUCAAACUGUCCAAACUCUAUAGAGUUGCCCCGUAACUUGUCAGCGUUACUGGUGGCGUCGUAACUUGUCGGGAACUUUUUUCCUUUUUCAAAUAGCGUACAAUGAACGAUAGUGAAGUUGGCAGUGCAGGUGACGGUUACUGGCUUUUUGUGGAAGAAUACACCGCUGAAUAUGAGAAGUACUAUGUGGUUUUGAACGCCACAAUUGUAGUUCGACUUUUCUUGGCUUUUCUCGGCGUCAUCGCCAACUGUACUGUAUGUGGUGUUCUCCUCCGACAGAAAAGACUAAUAAAGAACUUUUCGAACUUCCACCUCUUCAAUCUUACGCUGACAGACAUCAUUUUUAGAGUGGUUCUCACGCCGUUGCAAAUUAUCAUUGAAAAUACUACUGUUGUACAUGGCAACAACGCAGUUUGCAAGCUUGGCGCGUUUUUCACCUACACCACAUUGGCCGUAACAUUCACAUUGCUUUUAGGGAUGGCUUUCGAUCGCUAUGUGCAUAUUGUUCAUCCUAUUAAAGCAAGGAACAUCACAUGGAAACACAGCCGAAAUGUCAUGGUAAUUUCGUGGCUGUACGCGGCAUUUUGUUCCUCGCCAAUCCUGUACAGUAUGAAGUACAGUAAAUUGGAUUGGAAUCUGACAGACAAGUCAUCAUACGAGAUAUGCCAUCCCAUGUUAGGCCUGCCUUUUCAAGUUUCCUCUGGUAUGUUUCUCGUGUUUGCAUUUUUAAUCCCUUUGGUUGUCAUGGCAGUGGCAUACGGCAAGGUUUUGAAAAGUCUCUGGCAGCACGCGCGAAGUAAAGUUAUAAAUUCGAAAAUAGCAGAAGCAAAGGUUCGUGCCAUGAAAAUGAUGGUCAUCAUUGUAUUAGCGUAUACCAUCAGCUGGGGUCCAAAACUGACUUGGCUUUGCCUUCAAGCUUUUGAAGUUAUUUCUUUGGAAUACGAUUAUUUCUGGGAAGGAGAUGAAAUGUCCUACGAUUCCCAAAUAGAAACGUUCAAAUAUUACAUAAAGUUACUUAUUAUUGACGAUAUGAUCGAUGUAAUUACGUUUACAAGUUCGAUUUUGAAUCCCCUAAUCUUUGGCUAUUAUAACAAGUCUUUUCGAGAAGAUCUAAAGAAAUGCUGUUGUGGAGGAAAUUGUUCAAAUAUUUUUCAAAACUGCCAGCGUAAGACAGAGAAGCAUAAACAAGUGGACAAGAAAAGUGUUGUCCGUUUGGGCGAAACAUUGAGAACUACUGAAACUGUCUUUGUGGAAGAAGAGGACACGAAAGCUGUUGAAUAUAAUUACGCGUUAGAAAACAGAGCAACAAUUACGGAAGAUUGUCAAGAGACGAAGUUGUAAAAUGCAAAAGAUAUUAAGUUAAGGACAGAUAUAAUUGUAGGUUUGCUUGAAGAACAUUCGCACGCAGACGAUCAGUGUUUGAGUUUACACUCGCCGCCGUCUGUUUAAGAAGCGCCGCAGGCCAGCCUUAAAUGACAUUUGUAUUUUAAUUGCAGUUGAAAUUUGCAUUAGUUAAAGCACUAGAUAGCGAACUUCACGCUAAAUAAUUGAAAAAUCGUGGGAUGCUGUUUAUUGUACAGUAAAAUAGUAAAAGAGUG